GUCUUUAAUUUGACAAUUCUUUCAUAAAUCUAACCUGUACAAAAUUCUUAUUCAGUAACAAAAAAAUUCUUAGUUCUAAAAAUUUUUUGUUGCAAAAUUUAAAAUGGGUGUUAAAUUCGCUGCUGAUGACAGUGUCGAGUCGGAAUUAAUUACGAUUUGCCGUCAAGAUAAAUACGACUGUAAUGCGUGGUCUUGGGAAGAAACAAUUUUUAAAAAUCGUCCUAAAUCUAGAUCGGCCUUUUUAGCAGAACACGUCGUUUCGUUUAAUAAGGUGAUAAAUGAAGUCGUUAGAAAAUCCUUUUUCGGAACAUUCCUUCGAUAUUUUAAUCCAACACACGAGCAAAAUACAGAAAUAAAUGGGGACAAAUUAGUACUUUUUAAUCUUAUUUUAAACAGUUUGGAAGUACCUAAAAGAAAAUUAGCGGAAUCCUAUAAUAGAUUCACGGAAGGAUUUGACGAGAUGUUUAUGAACGCUAUAAAUCAUGUUAAUGUUAUUGAUUUUGAUUAUCUUUACGAGCAAAUUAAAACAUUAAGAAUCAUGUCAUAUGAGAUGAAUACUUUGGAUGGUCGUAUUGGUUUAUUUAAAAAUCUUCAAGUUUUGGUUCUUUCCGGAAACUGGCUAACGGAACCAGAAGGAAAAGUUUUUCCUAGGAAGUUAAUCUUUUUGGAAUUAUUCGCAAACGAUGUCUCCCAGUUGGAGAAAUUGUGCAAAAAAUUGCCAAAAAAGUUAAGGUACCUAGGACUGGGAAGGAAUUCCUUAAACGACGAUUCUGGUUUCCAUCACGUAUUUCGAAGCAAAAACUUUAAUAAUUUAAGAUGUAUAGAUUUCUCGAACAACGACAUCUAUGAUUUAAGAGGUGUGGUGAGAAGUUUAAUCGACCUCAAUAACUUAAAAGGUUUGUCAUUAGAGGGCAAUCCAUGUUGGGCGCUUCCCAAUUAUAAACAAUUGAUUUUAAAAAAAUUACAGUCAUUGUUAUUUUUGGAUAAUACAGAAAUUUUAGAAACAGAUAAAGCAACUGACGAUGUUGGAGGUGGAUUCGAAUUUAUGAAUCUCGAUAGUAAUAAACCAGCGUUAAUUUUUAACUGUUUUAGAAUAAUUAGUUUACCACCACCUCCAAAACAAAAAGGAAUCCAACAUUUUUUUCAUAUCGAAAUAAAUCUUCCUUUACUCGAAGAACUAAAUAUUCCCGAUAAUGUUGAAGAAAUAGAUGAAGGAGAACCAACAGAUAAAAAAUCGAAAAAAGGUGAGAAAAAGAAAAAAGAAAAAAAAGGAAAAAAGGGAAAAGAACCCAGUGUUUAUGAUGCACCGAAUGAAAAGGAAAUAAAGAAUAACCCAAAUUUCAAAACUGAAAGACAAACAUACAAUAAAAUGAUUGAAUUUCCGGAAUUAACAAUAGAAUCACCAGAAGAUGAUUUAAAAGCAAUUAGAGAUUGUUUCCGAAGUAAGAUUAACAUUAAAAUUAUUUACCAACAAAUUCAACCACCACAAAAACCUAAAAAAGAGAAGAAAGGUAAAAAAGAUAAGAAAAAUAAAAAAGAUAAGAAAGGUAAAGAUGACAACCCAAGUGAAAAAGUUAUAGAAACUCCAAUCAUUAAAAAAGAACCCACAGAAACAGUUUUAAAACGGAUUACGAUCGGUAAUUUCUUUUGCGACCUCCAUCCGGUCAAUUGGAGUGAUGAUUCCGUUGAUUUUUAUUGGACCAACCAUCCUCAUGUUGAUCCAGUUGCAAUCCCGGUUGAAGGGUCUUUAAAAGCAUUAAAUUAUCAAGCAAAAGGUGGGAAAGGUAAAGAAAAAGAGCCGAAAAAGGAAAAACCAGAUAAAAAAGGAAAAGGUGCAGAUAAAGUGGAUGAUGAAAUAAAGCCUGAAGAUGUCCCACCACCAAGUAGUAGACUAAAAAUAAGCAAAAUUGAUGAAAUUCCACCGAUAGGAUUUCCUAAAACUAUUACGUGUCAAGUUGGUUUUGGUUUAAGAAGAUGUUAAGCUUUGUUAUUGUAUAUUAUUGUAUUUAAUAAAAAAUUAAAUAAUUUAAA
This is a messenger RNA of Onthophagus taurus, 2031 nucleotides long. RefSeq lists its product as uncharacterized. The record is from RefSeq and is a predicted model, not a curated record. Lineage: Eukaryota; Metazoa; Arthropoda; Insecta; Coleoptera; Scarabaeidae.